Molecule: messenger RNA, 779 nt
Organism: Solanum pennellii
Lineage: Eukaryota; Viridiplantae; Streptophyta; Magnoliopsida; Solanales; Solanaceae
Product: protein LITTLE ZIPPER 3
Exons: 2
Coding region: 184-453 (89 amino acids)
Source: RefSeq, a predicted model, not a curated record
UGCUUUUUUUGUUGUUAAUUUUUUAUUUUUCUAAAUUUUUGAUCAUUUGUUUUUCUUUGAAAUUGUAAUGAUUUCUCCUACUAUACUUUCUUUUACACAUUCUCAUUAAUUCCCUCCCUAUGCAUAUCAUCAUUUCCUUUCCCUUUUUUCCCCCAUUUUUCUCAAACUCUUCUUUGUAGGAAAAUGGACAGAAUUAACUCAAAGCUCUACUUGCAAAAUUGCUACAUAAUGGCUGAAAAUGAAAGGCUAAGGAAAAAGGCAGAGUUAUUGAAUCAAGAAAAUCAACAACUUUUAAGUGAACUAAAACAUAGGUUAUCACAAGCUGGUCCUAGCAACAACAACAAUAAUAAUAACAACAACAAUGGUGGAGGAAAAAACAAUUCAAUUCCUGAUCUUAAUCUCACAAAUUGUUCUUCAUCCAAGAAUGCUUCAUCAAAAUCCAAGAAAAAGUGAAAACAAUAAAAAAUUAUUUGAAGGGGUCCAAUCUAGUCAUUGAACUAAUAUUAUGUUACUUUUUUUUUUUUAAUUUUAUUUUGGAGGGUGUUAAAUAUUAUUAGUAUUAUAGUAAGGGGGUCAAAAAAAGUAGGAAGUUAUGGUUGUUGGUGUUUUUUUUUUAAAGUUAUAUAGGUUUAGAGGAAUUAAGGAAUAUAUGGUUUUUUUGUCUAUGUUUAAAUAUUUUGUUUUAGUAUGUGGGGUUAGUUCUGUUUUGGAGCUAAGAAGUUGUAAGCAAAUCUAUUAGCUAUAUAUAAAAGAAAUAUAAAAUAUGGUUCCUUUAUAUA